AGAAGUUACCAUCUCUGUUUCCUUUUUCUUUUCUCCUCUCUUUAAUUCCCCUCCAAACCCCACUUUAUUCCCUUGAACUCUCCCUAAAAAGAAGACGAUCCUCCUUGUGUUCCCAAACAUCUCCUCCCUUUUCCACUACUCUCCUCUCAAUUUCUUAAAACUCAAACCUAGCUAGACACCAUAGCACCUUUUGUUUUAGCAUGAACAUUGUUGAUUCGAAGAACGGAUAAAUCUUUUGAGAAUCAGUUUUCUUGAUUACGUCUUGUUGUUCAUACAACAUUAAUUAGUCAUGGCUUCGCCUUCGGAACUAACCUUAGAUUGCAAGCCAUACAGCUAUUCCAUGCUGUUGAAAUCCUUUGGUGAUCAUCAACAGACGGAUCAAACACAGAAACUUGAAGAAUUCCUCAUUCAUCUCGAAGAAGAACGCCUUAAGAUUGAUGCUUUCAAGCGUGAACUUCCCCUCUGCAUGCAACUUCUCACCAAUGCGGUUGAGGCUUCACGACAGCAAUUACAGGCUUACAGAGCAAAUCAAGGACCAAGACCAAUUCUUGAAGAAUUCAUACCUCUCAAGAAUCCAAGCUCGGAAAAUUCAGAAAAAUCAUCCCAGGCACUUUCCGAUAAGGCAAAUUGGAUGACAAGUGCACAGCUAUGGAGUCCAGCAGGCAAUGAAACCAAACCACAACCGGUCACGACAUCUCCAAAAGAAACUGAUAUUGGAUUAUUGAGUGUGAGUCCCAAACUGGCCCUGGAUACCAAGCAGAGAAAUGGAGGAGCUUUCCUUCCAUUCUCCAAAGAACGGAACCCCUGUCCUGCCCCAUCUUUACGGGGUCUUCCCGAGCUAGCACUUGCUUCAACAGAUAAAGAAACGGAAGACAAAGAAAAGAAGUGCUCCGACAAUGAACAAGACGGCCGGAGAGAGAAUUCCAGUAAAGUUACCAAUGGCCAUAUUGAAGGAAAAGGAACUGGGAAUAAUAACCAAACAGAUGCCCAAGCAACAAACACAAACACUACAACAACCACUCAGCCACAUAGGAAAGCAAGGCGGUGCUGGUCCCCGGACUUGCACCGGCGAUUUGUUAGUGCUCUCCAGAUGCUCGGUGGUUCCCAAGUGGCAACCCCAAAACAGAUUAGGGAGCUGAUGAAGGUUGACGGUUUGACCAAUGAUGAAGUGAAAAGCCAUUUGCAGAAAUAUAGGCUUCACACAAGGCGGCCCAGCCCGAGCCCACAAGCAACCGGAGGCCAGGCGCCGCAGCUUGUUGUCUUAGGGUUAGGGUUAGGAGGCAUCUGGGUCCCACCCGAGUAUGCCACUGCAGCGGCAGCUGCACACACGGGGGCGCCUGCUCUAUACGGGGCACACCAUCCGGCAGCCACCCAUGCAGCCACUCAUUUCUGUGCAUCGCCCGUGGCUCAAGACUUUUAUACUGCUGCUGCCGCCGCCGCGGCAGUCACGACUCCACCACCUGUGCAGACACCCCAGUUGCACCAUCACCACCCUCUCCACCACCAGCUUCACAUGUAUAAGGCGGCCCACGGUUCGCCUGAAUCUGACAUCAGGGGAGCGGUUGACAGGUCCGAGAGCAUUGAAGAUGGAAAGUCGGAGAGUAGCAGUUGGAAGGGUGAGAGCGGGGAGAACGGUGGUGGUGGAGAGAGAAAAGGGUUGGCGGCGUUGCGGGAAGACGGCGAGGAGAGCAACGGUAGCGAAAUCACGCUCAAGUUCUAGUUAGGAUUAGAGUUUAGGGUAUUGUAUAUGUUAAAGAUUAUUCUAGAUAUGUUGAAAUGUCGGAAAAAAUUAAUAUGAAAUAUUUAAAGAGGGCAAAAAGGGCAUAACGAAAAAGCUAGUGUUUGCUUUGUUCCACUUCUCUGGUUAGCAAUGUCUUAUUCGGAAAAUUUGAAAUUUGGAUUAUUUGUUUUUGGCGUUUUCUGGUGCUU
Molecule: messenger RNA, 1929 nt
Organism: Rubroshorea leprosula
Lineage: Eukaryota; Viridiplantae; Streptophyta; Magnoliopsida; Malvales; Dipterocarpaceae
Source: the annotation of a GenBank genome assembly